AUGACGCGAUCGUACCAUCUGCUGCUAGCGUUGGUUUGUCUGCUGCUAAUACAACCGACGAUCGGGCGCAAAGCUUGGGGCAAACCAUCCAGCGGCACCGAAAGGAACCCCCGUGAGGACGAUCGUACGGGGCGCGUACGGACACAUAUGGCCGCCGGUUUCAUCGACGAUCGACCGGUGCAAAGGGAGGCGCCACCGCGGUGGUGGUCUGAAGGAAAAGCAACAGAGGCUGCCGGAAGCCAACGGAAGACGCCGGUCCGGGGGACAAGCGGGCCGGUUCACACUUACAUAAAAACGGACAAAAACGCCAACUUUAAGUGGGGCGUGCGGCACUUUGUAGGGAAAGCGUACGCCCGGUGA
Anopheles nili is the source of this 360-nucleotide messenger RNA. RefSeq lists its product as uncharacterized. The transcript has 2 exons. Bases 1 to 360 code for a protein of 119 amino acids. Lineage: Eukaryota; Metazoa; Arthropoda; Insecta; Diptera; Culicidae. The record is from RefSeq and is a predicted model, not a curated record.